AUGGCUUCUUCUUCAUUCUCUCUCACGAAUCAAAUAAUUGGUACCAAAUUCUCGCCACCGUCUCCUCCGCGCCAUAUCGGUUUCCGCCGCUCACUUCACGUAUCCGCCACCACCGGGACGGCUUCUAGUAGCAGCAAUGUUUCACAAACAGCGUCGUUGUAUGAACUCCUGGGAUUACAGAUUAGUGCUUCAGGUCACGAAAUCAAGACGGCGUACAGAAGAUUGGCCAGAAUCAUGCAUCCCGACGUUGCAUCGAACGUCGGAGAAGAUGAGAUGUCAGCAGCCGAUCAGUUUAUGAGAUUGCAUGCCGCUUAUGCCACUCUAUCUGAUCCUGAGAAGCGUGCGAAUUAUGACCAAGCACUUUCCCGGCGAAGGCGGCGGCCAACUGUCUCGGAGAGUGUGUAUGCUGGGAACGCUGGCCGGAACCGGAAUUGGGAAACUGACCAGUGCUGGUAG
Messenger RNA from Fraxinus pennsylvanica, 456 nucleotides. Lineage: Eukaryota; Viridiplantae; Streptophyta; Magnoliopsida; Lamiales; Oleaceae. The record is from the annotation of a GenBank genome assembly.